This is a messenger RNA of Rhododendron vialii, 1941 nucleotides long. RefSeq names its product ATP sulfurylase 2. The transcript is spliced from 5 exons. Lineage: Eukaryota; Viridiplantae; Streptophyta; Magnoliopsida; Ericales; Ericaceae. Bases 201 to 1637 code for a protein of 478 amino acids. Gene Ontology annotation, biological process: sulfate assimilation. The record is from RefSeq and is a predicted model, not a curated record. Gene Ontology annotation, molecular function: adenylylsulfate kinase activity; sulfate adenylyltransferase (ATP) activity.
CCACUUCUUAAAAAGCUGGACCAAAACUUGUGGUGGCCUUCGCAUUUCACGGCAUGACGCAUCUAUAGUAACGUUGCCUUUCACCGCAGAAACAAUGUCCACCAGAUUCAGAGGCAGCGUUUCAGUCCCACAACCUCGGCCGAUCACUCCAUUUCCCUCCACAAACAACAAUCACCCUUCCUCAAUUUCAUCUCCCAAUCAUGUCCCUCACAAUUAGACUCCACACCACCACCACCACCCACCUCAACCCCAGAAAGCCAAUCAACACAAAAAAGUUAAAAAACCACCUUUACAUUACCAAAUUCCCAUCAAAACCCAAUUCCUAUUCAAACCCAUUUGCAACCCAAUUCAUAUCUUCCAAAAAGAUGUCUUCUUUGGUUGUCAAGAGUUCUCUGAUUGACCCAGAUGGUGGGUCCCUGGUUGAUCUCGUGGUGUUAGAAAGCAGCAGGGGUUCCAAGACUCUAGAGGCUGAGUCAAUGCCUAAGGUGAAGCUAACCAAGAUUGAUCUUGAAUGGGUGCAUGUGCUCAGCGAGGGUUGGGCGAGUCCAUUGAAGGGGUUCAUGAGAGAGGAUGAGUAUUUGCAGAGUUUGCACUUCAAUUUCUUGAGGAUGGGAGAUGGGUCGAUUGUGAACAUGUCGUUGCCCAUCGUUUUAGCUAUUGGUGAUGAGGAUAAAGAGAGGAUUGGUGGGUCUCCUGAUGUUGCGCUGCUUGGGCCUGAUGGUGAUUUGGUUGGUAAUCUCAGGAGCAUUGAAAUAUAUAAGCACCACAAAGAAGAAAGAAUAGCAAGAACUUGGGGAACAACAGCUCCAGGUUUACCUUAUGUUGAGGAAGUUAUCACUCCAGCUGGAAAUUGGCUCAUUGGUGGCGAUUUGGAAGUGUUAAAGCAUAUCAAAUAUAAUGAUGGUCUUGACAACUACAGACUCUCUCCCCAACAACUCCGGAAAGAAUUUGACAAGCGUCAAGCUGAUGCUGUUUUUGCUUUUCAGCUAAGGAAUCCUGUGCACAACGGGCAUGCUUUGUUGAUGAACGAUACACGCAAGAGACUUUUGGAAAUGGGGUUUAAAAAUCCCAUUCUAUUGCUUCAUCCUUUGGGAGGUUUUACAAAGGCUGAUGAUGUACCGUUGGAUGUUCGUAUGGAACAACAUAGCAAGGUUCUAGAAGAUGGAGUACUUGACCCUGAGACUACUAUAGUGGCCAUAUUCCCAUCACCCAUGCAUUAUGCUGGUCCUACAGAAGUACAAUGGCAUGCCAAGGCACGGAUUAACGCAGGUGCAAAUUUCUACAUUGUAGGUCGUGAUCCUGCUGGUAUGGGUCAUCCUAUAGAGAAAAGGGAUUUGUAUGAUCCUGACCAUGGGAAGAAGGUGCUAAGCAUGGCUCCCGGCUUGGAAAAGCUGAACAUCUUGCCAUUCAGGGUGGCAGCAUACGACACAGUGGGAAAGAAAAUGGCAUUCUUUGAUCCUUCACGUGCUAAAGAUUUUCUCUUCAUCUCUGGAACCAAGAUGCGGACUUAUGCAAGAACCGGAGAGAAUCCUCCUGAUGGUUUUAUGUGCCCUGGGGGAUGGGAAGUCCUGGUCAAAUAUUACGAGAGCCUGCAAACUGAAGACGCUACACCGAAAGCAGCUGUUUCAUCCACAUAGAGAUUCAGUCUUUUGCUGUUACAUAGAAAUAAUUACAUCAGAGUUCUUACUAGAAGUAGAACAGGGACAUGACAAGAGAGUUUUUUUGGCGCAUGUUCAGCACCUCCAACACCUAGUAGAGUGAAACUUGGUGCGGGCAAUUUUAGUAGUACCAUGUAUGCUUCUUUUCUUUUAACUCCUGGUGGUUGGAGUCCGCCGCUGAACCAAUUUUACUUUCUUUCUUUUUUUUCGUCUUUUCGUAAUGCUUGUAGCAAAACGAUUUAUUUGUUAUUCAUUUGUUUGAAGAAAAAUUUUACGUUAGAAA